Molecule: messenger RNA, 4345 nt
Organism: Arvicanthis niloticus (Nile rat)
Lineage: Eukaryota; Metazoa; Chordata; Mammalia; Rodentia; Muridae
Gene: Mansc1
Product: MANSC domain containing 1
Source: RefSeq, a predicted model, not a curated record
GCAGUUGUUAGCUGCCUUAUGUGGGUACUGGGAGCCAGAUGUGGGUUCUCUGAGAGAUCGGUAUGAACCUGUAGCCAUUUCUCAAGCUCUUAGUGGUUUUACUAUUUUUUUUUUUUUUUUGAAACAGGCUCUCACUAAAUUGUUUAGCUUUAAACUCACUCUGUAGCCAAAAUAGCCACUAAACGUGUGAGCUUCCUAUCAUACCUUUAGCUAGGGUUGCAAACCUGUGCCUCCAGGCCCAGCCUCAGGAAGUUUUGUUUAGUCCCUAUUUUCAUCAGAGACCUAUGUCCACUGCUGGAACUGAAGACAUACAACAAGUCCAUUGUAGCAGAAUGCUAACACGGACAUUUCUUUGUUGUUUGAGACAUGAAGUCUAUGCAACCGAGGAUGGCCUGAUCUUCCUGCUUUCGAAUCUUAGGUUCAGAGAUCACAGGCAGGUGUGCAGAUACCCUGCAACCUGAAAUUACUAAAUGGUGGAGGUCUGCUUAGUUCCCAUCACACACACACACACACACACACACACACACACACACACACACACACCAUAUCAUCUACAGAGACAGAAUAUACAUACACGGCGUCUUGUUGCUUCAAGAAAACUACUCCAGCGCAGUAAUUAAUCCACAUUGGAGUCUAGUUUUCCUUGGCUACUCUUUGGUACCAAGCUGUGGCAAGAUUACUACAACUGGAAAGUAGGUCACCGUCUACGUAUCCCGAGUUGGUUUCACACAAUGGACCGUUGUUUGCGAGCUCUUUCUCUGACGACAUAUAUCUCCUGCAGCCAUUGGUUAAAGCCAGCUUAUGUGUUGUCUGUACAGGCCCGGACAAUCAUCUAUAACGGCACGGCACGUUGAAAACUCUUCCACGCCAGCCCCAGCCAAUGUGAAGAUGCUGUAGAAAGUUAGACCACCAGAUUACGUCAGUCUCUUAAGGAGGUUUUCCUUGUUCGGGGUUAUAUGCAAGCAGGAGUGAGCUGAGCAGUUAGAGCUACCUUUAUUGUCUGGCCUCAUUUUCUGCUUCUUUGGCAACAAGCACAUUUUUGUUAAAUACUUUUAAACCACUAUAACGCCAGAGUACUGUGCUAAGUGUUUAGAGAUGUCAUUUUAACAACUGCGACAGCCGGCACUGCUUUAAUCAUUAUUAUCCAUACUCAUAAACAAAUCAAGACUUGUAAAACCCUGCACUUGGAGGGUAGAGGCAGGAAGACCAGGACUUAAAAGUUCAUACUCAGAUAGAUACAUAUAGAGUUGGAGGCCAGACUGGUGUGAACCUGUCUCAAAGUAGCAACAAAACAAAACAAAACAAAAUAAACAACCAUAGCAACAACAACCCAGUACAUCCCAGAAAAUGCCAAAUGCCUUACAGAGUUAGCUAAAGAACUGCCAGUGGUGAUUGAGCCCUUCUCGUUCUCCUGUUUCUUGUGGAAAUAGAUUCUCCUAAUUAUGCCCAAAUUAGGAUGUUCUGUGAACUUUGACCAAGAAGGUGUCCUUAGACGGAAUGUGGUGGUGUACCCCUGUAACACCUGCACUUUGGAGAUAGAGGAUCAGGAGUUGAAGGUCAUUCUUGCAAACACAAAGAAUUCCAAGCUGGCGAGGCCUUCAGAUACCGUCUGAAAACAAACAAACAAACAAGCAAACAAACAAAGCAGCGAUUGCUGCUUGCUGUGGUUGUUUGUGAAGCGAGGGGACAAGAAGAUUGUGACCCGGUGUGGAGCGGGAGUACACCUGGGUGAGUGACCUCCCCAUCGGCACCUGUGCGUUUGUUCUUCAGGGCCUCCCCGCGGCUGAGCAGCGAACUUUCAGGCUCUUGGUGACCCCAAGAGUCGACCCUCCCCCUCUAGUGGCUCUCAGUGUCCUGAGUACUGAGGAUCUGGCGUCUGAGCUCGCAGGUCCCGGCUGGGGCGGUCAGGCUGGAUGUUGCCUGGGAAGCAGCUCCGGGUUGCAGGGCAGGGACGCGCCCUUCCCCCGUGCAAACUUUCAGUCGCUGCGACGGAAGCAGGAACUUAGUCACGACAAAAUCUGCGGGACUUGUGCGGGAGCUGCGGAGCAUCCCCUGCGAUCCUCCCCAGAGCCUUGGGCUGUUUCGUCGGUUCUUUGCAAAAGCGACUUAAGUUGUCCUUGAGUCCGAGCGCCACAGGAGGCCACAGGGGUCUCUCCCUUGCAGAGUAAAAGCAAUCUGUAAAUCUUCCUGAAGUAAACUGAGACCAGAAGGGCCAUCCUUGACCAGAAAGGCCCAUCCUUGGUCUUUUAAAGAGAGACCAAGAUGAAACAACAGUUCAGAAUGCUCUUCAAGAGAGAGAACUUGCCUUACACAUUGGUGGUAAUUUUCGUCCUGACACUAAGGCUGUCUGCUGGUCAGAACUGCCUCACCAAGAGUCUAGAGGAUGUUGUCAUUGAUAUCCAGUCUUCGCUUUCGAAAGGCAUCAGAGGCAAUGAGCCCAUACACACGGCAACUCAGGAAGACUGCAUUGGUGCCUGCUGUUCAACACAAGACAUAGCAGGGGACAAGUCAUGUAAUUUGAUGAUCUUCGACACCCGGAAGACGGACAGACAGCCCAACUGCUACCUGUUUUUCUGUCCCAGUGAGGAUGCCUGUCCGCUGAAGCCGGCCAAGGGCCUUGUGAGCCACAGGCUCACCAGAGAUUUUCCACUGACCAGAGCUAAUUCAUCACUCCAAAAGUUAACACAAGAAGAGUCUCUCUUACUGGGCCAUACCUCACCAGGAGUCACCCCUGGGGUCCCUCCCCCAGCAGGUUACCCAAAGCCCACCAGCCUGUCUUGGAGAGACAUAUCUUCUCCGAAGUCCACAGCCUCCCCUCAUUUGCAGAAACACACCAAGGUUGAUGAAGCAAGCACGCAGCUCCCUUUCUAUGAAGGAAAAGGCCAUUCCCAGAGUUUACAGCUUCCCUCUGAACUAAACAUGGCUCAUCUGCUCCCCAAAACGGUGAUGGCUCCAUCUACCGCUGACGUCUCUGCCACCCUGAAGCCUGCACUUUUGUUGGCCAGCGUUUCAGUGACACCUAAGGCUUCGUGGCAGAAGGAGGCCACCACAGCUCCACUUGUAACCACUGUGACCUCGAAGCCCCCAGCAGCCCCCGUGUCUACAAGUUUUACACCCAUGGGUACACACCAGGGAGCGUUGACUACCGUCUUUCCAGCACAUACAGAUUCGAAAGGCAUCUUGGAAACAGUGCCCUUUCGAGGAGGCUCUACGCUAGCUUCAGACACAAAGCACGAGAAGAGCUAUGUGGUCGUUUCUUUGUCACCCUCAGAGUCUUCCGUUACAAACAAGACUGCUUCCUGGGAGAACCGGAGGGGCGGUGUAGACAGCGCAUCACUGAACAAGGGUCCAGAAAGCCAGGAUGGCCUUUCAUUUGGGAAGUGGCUUCUCAUUGGGACCCUCCUCUUCGGUGUUUUGUUUCUGGUAAUAGGCCUGGUCCUCUUGGGUAGGAUUCUGGUCGAAUCCCUCCGUAGGAAACGUUAUUCAAGACUUGACUACUUGAUCAAUGGGAUCUAUGUUGACCUCUAAAGACAAAUUAGGUAUCUCUUAGUUCACGUAAGAGCUCAAUGGCAAAUGCACCUGUGUUCCUUUUGCCCAGCCUAUCUUAAAGAAUAACCCCUUCCUCCUCCUCCCCUCCUGCCUGUCCCCUCUUCCCUCUCCCCCUCCCCUUCCCCUCCCCCUCCCCCUCCUCCUCCUCCUCCCCCUCCUCCUUCUCCUCUCCUUCCUCUUGUUCUUCCUUCUUUUUUUUUUUUUUUUUUUUCCCUUUUUGAAACAGGCUCAGGUAGCCCAGGCUGGUUUUGAACUCCUGAUCUUCCAGCCUCUGCCUUCUGAGUUCAGGUGUUGCAAAUUUCACUACCAUGUCUGGAUUUUUAAUUAAAAAAAAAAAAAAAAAACUUUUUAAAUUUUUUUGUUUUUUGCAAUACUACAAGUCGGGGCCUUCUGCAUGCUAGGCAAACUGUCUCCUCCUGAGCCACACCCUCAGUCCAACCACUUUCUGUUUGUUUGUUUGUUUGGCCCCCUUUUUUAAGAGGAAGAGAGAAGGGACUAAGUUACUGAGUGAUCUGUCUGUAGAAUAGUAGCUGAAAAUAGUUCCUAAAAUAUUAAGUGUACUUGAAUAUAAACUAGAAACGUGUAUCUGGCUUGAGAAGACAAAUCGUAGGUUUAGGACAUCUGAGAUAUGAUUCAUCACUAUUUCCCAUUCCAGAUAAUGGCAACUGGUUUGGAGACUAGUUUUAAUGGAUCCUCUUUUCAGUUUUUUUUUUUUUUUUUAUAUGAAUUCCAAUAAAACUCGUUCCAGAUGUAUCUCCCUCCAAUUAAAUAUUUGAAUAAAUCUCUUGUUCCUCGG